Molecule: messenger RNA, 1698 nt
Organism: Penicillium argentinense
Lineage: Eukaryota; Fungi; Ascomycota; Eurotiomycetes; Eurotiales; Aspergillaceae
Product: Zn(II)2Cys6 transcription factor
Exons: 1
Coding region: 1-1698 (565 amino acids)
Biological process (GO): positive regulation of transcription by RNA polymerase II
Cellular component (GO): nucleus
Molecular function (GO): DNA-binding transcription factor activity, RNA polymerase II-specific; transcription cis-regulatory region binding; zinc ion binding
Source: RefSeq, a predicted model, not a curated record
AUGCCGCGCCGAAAAGCCGCCGACCGAACGGGGCCGGUGAAGACCCGGUCUCGUAACGGCUGCAAGGAAUGCCGGACGAGUCGUGUCCGCUGCGAUACUAAGAAGCCUGUGUGCACGCGCUGCUAUGAAAAGGGCCUGCGGUGUACCACCAAUCUUGUCCUGAAAUGGGAGUCGGAAUUUGCCAGCCGCGGUGUGGCCUUUGGCCGGGCAGGCGUUUGGAAUAAAACUCGCACCGACGAUUCAUCUUCGUCCUCUCUUCCGCCAACCCCCACAUCACUCACAGAGGGUGCGCAGCAGUGGUGUCCCGUGCCGCCAAUUCAUUCCUGGGGGUUCGUCAAUAGCGGAGUGGUGGCAUUCGAAAACCCGAGCGAGGUCGAUGUUACGUCCAAUGAACUCCACGCUAUGGUUCCUUCAAUCAGCAAUCCCGCUGCAUCACAAUUUCAAUUGCGCUCGCUAGCGGACCUCGGUGGGAUAGCUGCGGUACUGCAUCCAACCCCAAGGGCCGGCCCAGCACUUUUCCCCGAUGUGACCCGCAUGGGGCAUGGCGAACUCAUGGACUACUACCUUGAGCAGAUAUGCCCCCGCACCACCGCAAGCUCCUCCGUCUCGUCGCCGUUUGCCUCGGUGAUUUUGCCUAUUGGUCUUUCUGCGUCCGCCACCCUGUUCAAGGCCAUCCAGGCACUCGGUGCCUGCCAUCGGUCUCGCACCGAACCAUCCUAUGCUGCCCUGGGGCUACGUCUGAAGUCGGAGACUCUGAGAGAUCUCCGGCAUCGUCUUUCUUCGGAGGGUUCUUCAAUGUGUUGCAAUGACCCCGAAGUAUUGGUCAUCAUGAUGUUGCUCUGUCUGUAUGAGAUUGUAGACAAGUGUGAUCGGCACUGGACAAUCCAUCUCAAAGGCGCCAAAGAUCUGAUCCGCCUGCGGAGAGAACAGACCGCUGCUCUCUCCUCAUCACGCCAACCAGACUCGGCCACCGCUUUCGCCGAACACUUUUUUGCUUUCCAGGACGUCAUGGGCCGAACGGCCUGUGCCAAGGAGGUUUUGUUCGGGAGUGACUACUGGAAGGCGGACGAUCGGCACAUCGACUUGUGGAUGGGGUGCAGUCCGGAACUAGUCUCCGUUCUUUGUGCUAUCACCGACAUGAGCCGGGCCCGGCGCAAUCUAGAUUCAGAAGCGUCUCGCGCUUCGUUUGCGCUCCGGGCGGAGGCGCUUGAAAAUCAGCUUGAGCAUCUUGUCCAAGAGGUAGAGGAAGAAGACGACGACGUCCUUGCAUCUGCAGCGGAGGCUAAGCGUCUGGCUGCAGUCCUCUACCUGCACUGCGCACUCUAUGGCGCUUCUCCCACCACGCCUUUGGUUUCUGACUACGUCCGUCGAAUUCUCAAGAUUGUAUCUGAUCUUCUCGAUCGUAAAUCCUUAGCCAGUAUCACCUGGCCGGUCUUUGUAGCGGCAGUGGAACUUGACCCGUCGCGCGACGAGAUCUGGACCGAUGGCGAUGGUUCGCCUGUCUCCGGGCGAUCGACCGUCCUGCGUGCCCUGGCCGCGAUGACGGAGUCGACCAUCGCCAACAUUGCCCGAACUCGGGCUGUGAUUGUCCAGCUGUGGCAGACACGCGACCAAGAUCUCCUGAAGGCGCCGCAGACUGAGUGUAAUGACUGGGAGUGGUACGUGGUUCCCAUCAGCGAUGCAAUGAGCCUGGCGUGA